This is a messenger RNA of Periconia digitata, 3353 nucleotides long. Lineage: Eukaryota; Fungi; Ascomycota; Dothideomycetes; Pleosporales; Periconiaceae. The record is from the annotation of a GenBank genome assembly.
CCCAGUUGAUCGAUGUACCGUUUUUCUUUUCGUUCAACGACACGGUGCAGAAUCGGGGCGCUCGGUGCGUCUUUUUUUCGAAGACUACUUCUACCUUGACCUGGUGCUUAUAUCGCCGUGAUUCGUCGCUCACGAGGUGCUGCGGAAAUGCUUGGAGCACACAUUGACUUGGUAUAACGGGGAUCUCUGACAGUAGACUCAAACGGGUGCUCGCCGUUCUCGAUGUCUUCCGGAUAUUGCCAUCGAGGUCCAAUGUUAGUCUGACAACGAAGCACUUGUAGUGCUGUUCCCUGCCCCGUGGAGUUCUGUAUGUCUCUCCUGUCACGCUGUGAUGUUUUUCGGCUGUGUAUCACUUACCCCUUGUACAGAGUUUGACUCCCUGCCUCAGCUGUGAUUGACUUGGCAGGUGGAUUUAGCCAUGAGCUGCCACCGCCUCACUGCUUCAACUUGCCGUGGUGAUAGUACGUAGCUAAGGCAGAAUUGACGCUGUUGGUGGCUCAGCUCCUGCCAUCAUGGACUAUUGUGAUGAUUUGGCAAUCACCCACCGCUACCAACGUCAUUGAAUCUGCCUAUGCAUGAUAAUUUCGCUAUUCCAGAACUACAGACUCUGUUUUCUGGCUUUACUCCGCCUUUCAUCGUGACCUGGUGUUGUGCAACCGUCAGACUAGAGAAGGGGCGGUGAAUCCUGUCUGCCCGACAGUAUACCUGACAAUCUAGGCUUGUAGACACUUUAGGCGAAUAACAGACCACAGAUGUGCAAAGAGUGGAGCGAGUACGAGAAGGGGCUGAGUGUGCGCCAAUGAAACAUGCCUGCAUCCUGCACUGUUUGACCGGCGACAAGUCGAUCAACACCUCAAUUGGGCAGCAACAUGUUCUUCUGAACUUGUCGAAAUCGCACAGUUUCGUCGACUACAAAUCCUCAGUGCUGAAUUCUGUAGUCAAUGACAAAAGGAUAUCCGUGAGAUGGCAGUCAUAAUGUUCGCUCACACCCUCUGUCAGAUUUUCUCAGCCUUCUCAUCUUCCAUAUCCUGUGUACACCGAUUCAGUGGCUUGUAUCGUCGGCGUGAUGUUUUGCACGGUUGAACUCUACGACAGGGAUUUCGGCUACACUUGGUAUUGCUGCAACUGCAGCAAUGGACCAAUGGGCGUGAAAAUCAACACGCAUUGCACCAGAUGUGACCACGGCCGUUGUGGAAGCUCGACUGCCUCAGCCUUGCGCCAAAACUCGCAGCCCGCGGCUGGAGUUGGUUACGCAGCGAAAGAUCAUGCGGCCUCUAGCCUUGCUGAUUUAAAUGCAAAAGGAUCGCCUGGAAUUUGCUCUGAAGGCUUGUGGGAUGGCGAUGAGCCGCCUUCGAGCAGUUCGGAUGCUAGCUCCUCCGACUCUGACUUCGACGCCAACGAUGGGGAUAAUUUGCGCUUUGACGCAGAAGCUCAAGCAACCGCUGCAGAUUACGAGAGGAAUACACAAGUGGUGCUGGAUGCUUUGAAGGCUGCUCCACUCACAUGCGCCGCUCCGCCUACGCAUCAAGCCGGUGGCUCUAGUCGACCUCGUGCCGGAAGCGCGCAAUUCCCCAAGGAUCGCAGAGAGAAGGUGUCGCAGAGCAAAAAGUCAAGACUCGGUCACCAGAAGAAGGAUCAUCACAGAAAGAUCGACGAAGGCGGGUCUGAAGCUCACCCACAAGGAACAAAAGUCGCUCGUCGACUCAAAUCGAAACAGGAUACAGUACUAUAUGCAUGUCCUUUCUUCAAGAACAAUCCGCAUAGGUAUCGACAUGUUCGUUCCUGCAACAAACCUUGGACAAUCGAAGGUUUGAGAAACCACUUGACCAGGGAAGAUAGUCCACACAAUCUGAGACUCUUGGACAAUGAUCACCAGGCUUUGCAGCAACCAGUCGAAGGGAUUGGAGAGCGCUUGAGGAAUGAUAUCCUGGUUCUGUCUAGAGGGAGCGGAACAGAAGUCUCUGCCGCCGACGAGCUAUGGUGGUUCGACGUAAAUGCUCUGCUCUUUGGAGAGGAAGAACGUUAUCGUCCAUCUCUGACCUGCUCUUACGAUCCCGGAGACAUUGACCGGAGCAACGACUGGAACAAGCAGCAAGAUUAUGCACACCGGGUGAUCCAAAGUCUCGAGCGCGAUCUCCCCAUCGAGUUUGCUAAGAACAUUGUUCUAUACCACUUGCGAAGCGUGCAGGAAGCCUCGGCCAAAUAUCUGGCAGACGAGGUGAUAGCGCGCUUUGAGCACCGUGUCCUCCAUGAUUUCAUCGUUCAGCCUAGGGACGUCGUUGAUAGCCGACGCCGAGGUCGAGGAUCCGGAUCCAAUAACGUCAACGACGAAAUGAAUCCUCGUGGUGCGGAUAUAAUGGAUAUGGAACGCGUUGGAGAACAACAGCAGAACUCGGUCAUUUUUGCAGAUGAGCUGACAUCGUUUGCAUCGUCUGAUUUCUCAGGGCAACCCCUCAUGGCACCCAACCCCGCAGAUCAUAACCAGUUGAGUGGUCCGCUCGCUGCGGAUCCCUAUCCAUGGACGACAUCUGGGCUGCAAUAUCCAGAGACCCAGAGCACGUUGUUCGACCCCUACGACACAGAUAUGCUCAGUAUGGGCCUCAACGAACAACCCUUGCAGAUGAACAAUCCCCUCAUCACUGCACCUUCCUCCUUCAUGAACCAAGCUCCACCCUCACCAGACUGGAACAAAACAGAGGAAGAAACGCGGUUCAGGGCUGCUGAAAGCAACGAUGCAGACAUCCCUGCCAAUCUUCAUGAGACAGUGAACCCUGAGUUUGGUAGCUACGCACAGGGGCCAGCCGGAGGGUAUAAUCUCAUGGAGGGGUAUUCCCCUAAUGAUGGAGGCAAUGCUGCGUGUGAGAUGCCUGAGGUUUUCGACUAUGACCCGAUGAUGUGUGACGAUGCGAUGAUCGAGCGGUUUUACGGGAGUGGCAGUGGGACCUAGGUAUGAGAGAGCCUAGCUGUGUAUGUUCAUGAUGUUAUGAUAUUAUGUUUAUGAAUCAAUCAUGGUCGACUUGCAGCACUACCUCGUGAACCAAGUCACCUCAUCCAGGAAAAAAAUAUCAAAGUAACCCGAGUUUUUCGUCAAGGUCAUCCGUGGUUGUCGGAUGGUCUUCGUCACCACGCACCGCCGGUAUCAAGUUGAGCCGCAGAACUAUCUUCUUCUCCUGCGAUACUGCAGUCGCACAGUUAUGAUCGUGAAAGCCUACGCGCUAUCACUCAGCAUAGCUUUCAGCCCCUCAAACUCUACAGUCUCCCCAAAACAACUCUCAACAACCUUGCAACAACCCUCACCACUCUCUCCACCUCACAUUCACUCCAUUCACCUCCCAUCUGCCCAACCCCUCAUC